Molecule: messenger RNA, 2143 nt
Organism: Drosophila novamexicana
Lineage: Eukaryota; Metazoa; Arthropoda; Insecta; Diptera; Drosophilidae
Product: solute carrier family 35 member C2
Exons: 3
Coding region: 364-1827 (487 amino acids)
Biological process (GO): UDP-glucose transmembrane transport
Cellular component (GO): Golgi apparatus; endoplasmic reticulum-Golgi intermediate compartment; cis-Golgi network
Molecular function (GO): antiporter activity
Source: RefSeq, a predicted model, not a curated record
ACCUGGCUAACACAAUAAAAAAAAACAACAAACACUGUAUAAACAGUUGGCAGCUAGCUUUUAGACGAAUAAAGAGUGGCCAAGAGGCAUAAUGAAAACGUAAAAUCAUUCCCACCCGGCUGCUGACUCAGGCGAACGCUGAAGCAAUCCAUUAAGCUACUUAGAUAACGGCAACUGGCCAACUUUGCAAAGAGUAAAACAAGAAAAGCUACAAUACUGAAAGUGGAAACAUAUGGAACGGUGGCCGCGUCAGUAAAGUUGUAGAUAACGGCCCAAGAGACUCUCCCGGCUGCCGCCUUGUACAUGUACAACGCAAUUAUUAUUUCCGUCGCCUGUCGGGCGUACAUGCAUGUUAUCUAGAUAAUGGUUGGGCCCAAGUAUGAACGCCUCAACACCGGCGAUGUCGACGUUGGCAGCGACGCCGAUGCCGAAAACAACAUUGAAGAGGUCGAACUAAGCCUAGACUUGACUCAUAAAAAUGCUAGCGCUAGUCAAGAGCGCCGACAGCUGUCGUCGCAUGCCAACUUUAAAUACGCGCAGAGCAACAGCAGCGACAACGAGAAUAACGGCAGCGACGCCACGUCUGCACAGCAGGAGCACACGCACGACGGAAUGACACGGCAUGCGGAUGCGCGGUUCAUGCAGAUGGCCAUUGGGACGCUGGCCACAAUACUGCUAUAUCUAUCGCUGUCCAUAACGCUCACCUUCUAUCAGACGGACAUCAAUCGGGAGCUGCCCUUUCCGCUGACCAUUGUCACGUAUCAUUUAAUAUUGAAAUUUCUGCUCGCUGCACUGGUGCGCAGCAUCUAUAAGAUGCGUGUGGGCAAGACGCGCGUCCAGCUGGACUGGCGGGUGGCUGUGCGGAAAAUGGCGCCAACGGGCGUUGCCAGCGGCAUUGACAUCGGUUUCUCCAAUUGGGGCCUUGCACUGGUGCCUAUAUCGUUGUAUACAAUGACCAAAUCCUCGACCAUUGUGUUUAUACUGCUCUUUGCCAUCUUGCUGGGACUGGAGCGCAAGAGCUGGUCUUUGGUGCUCAUAGUGGGUCUGAUAGGCCUGGGCCUAUUCAUGUUUACCUACAAGUCGACGCAGUUCAAUACGCUGGGCUUCUUCUUCAUACUGUUUGCCUCGCUGAGCAGCGGCCUGCGCUGGAGUUUCGCGCAGUUUAUAAUGCAGAAAUCCAAGCUGGGUCUGCACAAUCCCAUCGACAUGAUAUACCAUAUGCAGCCUUGGAUGAUUGCAUCGUUGUUGCCGCUAGUUGUUUUCAUUGAAGGACCAAGGCUCUAUAAAGUGCUAGAAAAUCUGCACAAUGUCUCCGAGGCAGAUGUUAUUUGGACACUUGCCCGCAUUACACUGGGCGCAUUUAUAGCAUUUUUCAUGGAGGUCAGUGAAUUUCUGGUGCUCUGCAAAACAUCCAGCCUGACGCUGUCCAUAGCGGGCAUUUUCAAGGACAUAUGCCAGCUGGCUCUAGCUGUGGCGCUCAAGGGCGACCAGCUCAGUCCCAUCAAUCUUGUCGGCCUGGCGGUCUGUCUGGCGGGCAUCGCCUGUCACCUGCUGCACAAAUAUUCCAGCAUGGCGAAGCUAAGCAAGCAACAGCUGGCACUGCAGCUAGAAGACGAUGGCGAGGACAUGUGCGCCGAGUACGACUUCAAUAAAGGUAAUACGAUUGUUGGCGUUCAUGGUAAUACAGCUGGCGGUCAUGCGACACUCACUGCGCCGCUUCUGGAACAAACCGACUCGGAGGAUGAGUCGGCAACUGAUUCUGCAAACAAGCAAAACGCAUCGGAUGUCAUUUUCGAUGUGCUCAAACGGCGCGACAUGCAGCGAUGAGUUGGUUGGCUUAAGUUUCCUGCACAACGCAACGUUUUUUUUUUCUGUUUGUUUAUUGUUUCAAGGUUUCCGGGUAAUAUCCGGACAAUUUGUGAUUGCGGGUGUGAGCGUGUGUGCAUGGAGGUGUGGCAGCUGUUGACACUCUUGUAAAUGUUGUAAAAAUUCGAAAGUUUUCUACUUAGUGCAACAAUUUAUCAACAUCCGUGUUAUAACCAUAUGUAAAUUAAUCGAUGUCAGCUUAUUUACACUGAUAUAUACCCUUGCAGAUGAUAUACUUUUGUAUAUACAUGACUAUACUAUCCAUCAUCUGACCAGA